CCUCGGCCAUCGGUAGCAGACAGCGUGAAGUGUCAUCUCGCUUUGGCUGAUGGCCGACCUAUCCUGACCUCAGCUCGGUCAAUUUCAAUCCCGAAUCGUAGCGUGGAGCCACCAGGUUUUUCCACCUCACCAGUUCACCCGCAGAGACCCCGCGGGGAUGGGGAAUCGAAAUGUCAAAACCCCGCGAGAGCCUCGUUCCAGAACCCGAUUCAGGAGCCUGCCCGUCGGGGGAUUUCAUGGUGGGAGGGGACCACUUUAGCCGGCAGGGAAAGCACGAGGCGGGCCUCGCGAAGCAAAGAGGGGCAUUUGUUUGUACAAGGAACAUUUUCGUUCCAGGACAGAUAGAAGCACCCACCCGGUCAUUGCUCUGCUCACCGAACCCAACGCGACUUGCUCCUGUUUCUCCAAACCCCGUGGAUGCCCCGUGCCCGCUACUGGACCCUCGCCUCGAUCCCUCUGAUUGCGCUCUUCCUCUUGAGAGGAAAGCAAGAUACCAACCCGUCACUAGCAUCGCGCUACGUCAAAAUGACCGACAAGAGCUUCACCCUCAACACCGGCGCCAAGAUCCCGGCGGUCGGCCUCGGCACGUGGCAAAGCCCGCCGGGGGCCGUCAAGGACGCCGUGGCCUACGCGCUCAAGAACGGCUACAGGCUGGUGGACGGCGCGUACUGCUACGGCAACGAGGCCGAGGUCGGCGCCGGCAUCAAGGAGGCCAUCGACUCGGGCGCCGUCAAGCGCGAGGACAUCUUUGUCGUGUCCAAGGUCUGGGCCACGUACAACACACGCGUGGAGUUGGGUCUCGACAAGUCGCUCAAGGACCUGGGUCUGGACUACGUCGACCUGUUCCUUGUGCACUGGCCCCUUUUGAUGAACCCUGAGGGCAACGACGACAAGUUCCCCAAACUGCCCGAUGGCUCCCGCGACAUCAUCAAGUCUCACAACCACGUUGACACGUGGAAGCUGAUGGAGAAGCUCGUCGAGACGGGCAAGGCCAAGGCCAUUGGUGUUAGCAACUACAGCAAACGUUACCUGGAGGAGCUGCUCCCCGAAGCCAAGAUCGUGCCCGCCGUCAACCAGAUCGAGAAUCACCCGCAGCUGCCGCAGCAGGAGAUUGUAGACCUGUGCAAGGCGAAGGGCAUCCACAUCAUGGCCUACAGCCCCUUUGGCAGCACCGGCGGUCCCCUCUUCGACGCCAAGCCGGUCAAGAAGAUUGCAGAGAAGCACGGCGUGCCCGUCACCAGCGUACUGUUGGGCUACCACGUUGCCCGUGGAAGCACCGUGCUCCCCAAGUCGACCAACGCCGAGCGCAUCUCGGCCAACGCCAAGGUGGCCGAGCUCGACGCGGACGACGUCAAGGCGCUCGACAACUACUCGAACCAGCUCACCAAGGACGGGAAGCUGCACCGUUAUGUCUACCCGCCGUUUGGCAUCGAUUUUGGCUUCCCCGACAAGUCUUGAGCAAACGAGCGUGCCUCACUCGGGGCAAGUCAGCGGCUUUCUGGACCUUUGGAAUAAGUGGCAGCAUAUCUCUUUGGGACUGCGAUGGAUAAAAUGAAGCUAGCCGGCGAGCAGCAUCUGGCAUAUAAAGCUUUGAUAGAAUAGGGACACUAGAUGUCGACAGAAGACAACGAUCCGCUGCCUCCACGUACCUAUAAUGAGCCGAGCCUUUGAGGGCCCCUUCUUGCCAGCGAGCGCACGAUUCCCAGGUAGCAGCUGGCGUGGCGGAAGACAUCGAGCAGGUCCCUCUCGAAAUGCCGUAGCGGACAUG
This is a messenger RNA of Gaeumannomyces tritici R3-111a-1, 1768 nucleotides long. RefSeq lists its product as hypothetical. The record is from RefSeq and is a predicted model, not a curated record. The coding region runs from base 418 to 1458 and encodes 346 amino acids. Gene Ontology annotation, cellular component: cytosol. Lineage: Eukaryota; Fungi; Ascomycota; Sordariomycetes; Magnaporthales; Magnaporthaceae. Gene Ontology annotation, molecular function: aldose reductase (NADPH) activity. The transcript is spliced from 8 exons.